This is a messenger RNA of Hypoxylon fragiforme, 3235 nucleotides long. RefSeq lists its product as uncharacterized. The coding region runs from base 543 to 2600 and encodes 685 amino acids. Lineage: Eukaryota; Fungi; Ascomycota; Sordariomycetes; Xylariales; Hypoxylaceae. The record is from RefSeq and is a predicted model, not a curated record. The transcript is spliced from 2 exons.
AUCCACUCUAUGUAUUCAUCCAUCCAUCUGUCUGUCUGUGCCUUCAUUUUCCCUUCUUUCUCCUCUUGGUGCAAGAUUCAACGAGGUCAUUCCCGUACAACCUCGCUCUUCCCAAUCCUCUACGACCUUCUACUACCUUUCCUUAUUCUAUUCUAUUCUCUAAUACCAUACUAAAUCAUAACUAGCCCUCUCCACUUGAACCUUUUAACCACAUUGACAACCAUAGUCUUUUUCUAAAUCUUAAAGAGAGACCACUCCGAUUUUACGGCCUCGGAACUUAUUGCUCGAGAGAUCCACCUACAUAGAGCCAUGUGACGGAGCUGCAUGAGAAGUCGGGUCAUUGUCAAGUUGGACUUUCGAUCGUCUGGCUGGGUGCAGAGCUCGAGUGCAGUUGUCUCUACUCGACAACAGCUACACGACAUAUCUUAACCAUAGUCGAAACAACAUUGAAAUAUCUCCUAUACCCAGUCGUAUCCAUAUCGACAUCGACAUCUAUAACCCUUUAUUCUACUUAAUUUUAACAACCCCGAAACCUGGUCAAUAUGCCAGCUCUAUCACUUCCUGAUUCCGGCCUCCUAUUGGAGAGCUCGGCCACCUUGAACGAUUCCCUCCCAUCACAAGCCUUUGGCGUCACCAUAAGCGACAGUGUUAUUGAAGAUAUGAUAAGAUGUGUCACGGAAGGGCAGGAGAUCGAAUUGACGCUGGGAAGCAAUCCAUGCUUCCUCGUCGGCUCGAAAGAACACAAGGUCAAGGCAACUCCAAAGUCAUAUGAUUAUGACUUGUAUCUUACCAAACCUGAAUCCAAAAACAAAGCGCAACACUUGCCACACCCGACAAUGAGUAUCUUUGAUAAAGUACCUACAAGUGUCCUGGUAGCGAGGGCCGCCAACACCCCAGCCAGGCAAGUAACCAAGAGCAAGACGAAACCGCUCCCGGGUGGAAAAUCUGCUAUGGCGAGUGUCAUGUCAAGCUCUACUAGAUCACUGCCGACUAGCCCCGCACUCAACGGAGUGUCUUCCCCGAAUCCUGCCUUUUCCGCCUCUCAGCAACUACUGGAAAAGAAUAAGAGCCAACGAAUAAUUCUGGUUCAUGAGCUAGCGUCAAGAGAUCAGCCAUACGAUCACUUAAUGGAUGUUUGGAAGGGCUCCGAGUCAGACCUGAAGCCAACUGUCGAGAAGGUUGCAAAUUUCGAUGCGUUGAACAAGAAAUGGAGUCUCAAGAAGAUGUAUUGGAAGGAGCUUGAUGUCUGGAACUACGACUACCGUAACUACGAUGAUCGGCAGGCAGCUAUCGACAACGCCAUCCGUCAAUACGACAAGCAACGAAUCCCAACAUCCGCGUCCGAAUGGGAAAAGCUACUCCCUCCUACCGAACGUGGCAAGGGAAUUAUCCUCAGUAAGCUCCAAGCGACCCUUGCCAAAGGAAACAUUACCCCGAUCCCUCGAGUCUCGGCACAAAAGGCCGACGAUGAUAAUAAGAGUGAUAUGGAUUCUUCAAAGGCAAAGGGUGAGGCGAUGGCUCGAUCCAAUUCCCAGCCGACGGGUAACAAAACAAAGAAGAUCAGCGAGCGCGAAGCGCAGACGAAGCGGCUAUUCUCGAGCAAUCCCAAAAAGCCUGCUCCUAAGAAGCCUGCCCCCAAAGCUAAGGCGAUCGUGGAAGAGAAAAAUAGAAAGUUUCUUUCGGAGGAGAAGGUCAUCGAUUCAGAGAGCAGUGGGGAUGAGAGGCCACUAUCAAGUACUAGCUCUGGUGCGCCGAAGCCAAAACCGUCUCAGAAGCCAGUCGAGAAACCCGUCGAGAGAGUAGUUGAGAGGCCAGUCGAGAAACCAGCCGAAAAGGCGGCUGAAAAACCAGCAGAGAAGCGUAUCACAAAGCCGGCCGAGAAGGUGGUAGAAAAGCCCAAGGAGAAAGCUGGUCCAGCGCCGAAGGCGAAACCUGUGAUCCGAGCACCCCGACCCCCGGCCAAGCCUUCAAGCUCAGCCCCACAGAAGCGGACCCGUGAAGAUGAUGACAGUAGUUCAAGCUCCGGAGCACCGCUUAGCAAGAGGAUCAAGCCGAAGGAACUUCCUAGGCCGAUGCCAGCCUCUACCCAGCUGAAGCAUCGCCCUUCGGAUGCAAGCCAAAGCUCGCGAAAUACUGGAGCAGGAACCAUGUCUUCCAAUUUCUCGGCAAAGAGCAAGAACACUUCCCCGGCCAAGUCUUCUCCACUUGCCUCUUCUCCGCCUACCAACGCUUCAGACUUUGAGGAUCAGAAGCCCGUCCAGCGUCCAGCCAAGCCCCAAGCUCGCAAUGGGGAGCGAUAUACCCACAAUAUGACGAACGGUGGGUCGUCAGGGGUCAAUCAGAAUAAGAAACGGAGGGAUCGGGAUCUCGACCAGUAUUCUUCACAGCAAUCCACGCCGAACAAGAAGCAGCGCGUGUCGAAGGAUCUUAUUGUAAAAGCUAGGAUAUUUACGAAGUAUUACGAACGAUACGAGGCGCUGCACAACGAAAUCUCAGAACUGGACGAGCCACCAGAGGAUAAACUGGCGGACCUGCUGGAUAUGCGCGAGCGGUUGUCCGUCAUGAAGAACGAGAUCACACAGGCUGUGGCCACGAAUUAAGAAGACAUAUAUAUAUAAUGCUCCGGGGGGAAGAGGUGGCUGACCAGCUGGAAAUGGAACUUUAAAAAAUAACAGGCUGGGAUUUUGUUCAGCGAGGAGUUCAACGGAGGUUAGGAUAGAUGGGGGGCAUGUCUUUCUCGAAGUGGCCACCCUAUAUCUACUACGAUCAUAGGAAGCGUUUAUAAUGGCACGGUGGUUCUGCAUUUUGCUUUCAUCAUCGCUGGAGAUGCAGACGCAUCUGGGGGGAGGGCUAUUGGUGGUUUUUUUUUUCUCCUUUUCUUUUUUCUUUAACAAACAGGAUCUGGCAUUGAUAGUCACAGGAACAGCAUGGACACACAUGGUACCGGCAUCUCGGAUAACUAGCAUUUGGAACAACAAAAAAGGCAUGGUCAUAUUUUUUUGGCUGGCAACUUGGAACGUUUUGAAGUUGAGCAUAGGAGUUUACGGCAAACCCCCCACCACCCUCUUCUUCCCCCGAUACGACAAACGAUUUUUAUAAGCAAACGUCAAUGUGUGUAUGCAUGGGGGAGAACAACGCAUAUUAUUUAUUAUUUAUUAUACUUGAUACCUCCCUAUAGUAGACGGCAAAUGCCGACGUAGAAUAUCGAAUGGAAGAAAUCUUAUCUAACACUUUU